Messenger RNA from Symbiodinium necroappetens, 1917 nucleotides. The record is from the annotation of a GenBank genome assembly. NCBI's taxonomy places the organism in Eukaryota, Dinophyceae, Suessiales, Symbiodiniaceae.
AUGAUUGUCCGAUUGCUAUGGGUGCUGACUUUGGCAGGCCUGGCGCUGACAGCUCUUUUCCUCACAUUCAGGCAUCUCCAUUUCAAACCGCUGCCUGGCGAUGGCGCCGCUCAAUUGACCCACGUAGUCUUGAGCAUCGAUGACUCUGAGCUCCGACCCCUUGCGGUGGCCAUCCACUCUGCAUGGGUGCACGCAGAAAACCCUGACCUGGUCCAGUUUCACGUCAUAACCUCGCCUCACCUUCAGCAGAUCAUCGCGGAGCAACUCUCGGCCUACUUGCCGGAGGCGAGGGUGCAGGUCCACGCCAACGACCGAAUGUUGAAGAAACUCAGCGCAUUCGUGACCUUCAGAGCCUCUUCACAGGUCCUGAGCAGAGACUCCAGUAUCUUUCACUUCGUCCGCUUCUUUUUGCCUGAGUUUUUGGGAAGGAGUUUACGAGGAAGAGCAUCGCGCUUGGUCUAUCUCGAUCCCGAGACUGUGGUGCUGGGUGACAUCAGCAACUUGGCCGAGAUCGACUUGAAGGGGACCCCGCUGGCAGCUGCUAGGUCCUGUCACUUCCAGCUCUCUGAAAUCUUGGAGUUCGAUCUUCUGCAGGGGUAUGAGCUCCCCGGGAAUGUGAAGCCGCAGGACUGCGCGCUGAGCCCUGCUCUGAUGGUAAUCGACUCGCGCAGAUGGCAGGCCGAAAACGUCUCUGGCAAGAUCCUCACUUGGCUGCAGCGCUACCGAGAUCAGCCUCUGGAGGAGGUGCUGCUGCACUGCUCCAUGACCAGCGACAGGCAACAGGGAUCAACAGGGCCAUUAACGGAGGGUGUAGGACCUUUGGAUGAAGAGCCUGAUCACGCCGCCCUUGAUGCUGUCGCUGGACGCAUUCGUAGAACUGGAUCCUGCCUGGGCGUGUGCGGAUUUGGGGUCAGAGGAGCUAACAGUCCGAGAGACAAAGACCUUGCUCAAGACGGGCUUUACCCAAGAGGACAUGGCACGCUUGGUCCAGGCCUCACUCUGCAGAGGGCUGACUUGGCAAUUAGCCCUUCCGGGCGGCUGCAUCCCGCCUUACAUCUUUGCACGGCUGGAGCAAAGUUGCUCCAUUUCAGUGGCCCCGACAAGCCAUGGCUGUUCACAGAGAGAUCCCCAUCUCUAUGCGCUUGGCCGGAGGUGCCGGCUCCCCACCAAGGCCAAGGCUGGUCUCGGGCCGGUGAACCGCAGAUUGCCUUGCACUGCGCAGCUGGCCAGGAGAGGCGCUUGGUCAACUGUUCCAGCCUCUGGUGGGUCUGGGCCUUUGCAAGCGUGUGGUGCCGUAUUCAGGGCCAGAGCGAGCAAAGAAGGGCUACGAUGCCGGUUGGCCGGAUUCGAAGAAGGACUAGCCAUCCUCCGCAGUUUGGCCAUGCACAUGGGCUUUUGGAAGUUCUGACCGAGUGCGGCUUCGGAAAGCGACUACGAGCUCUGAGAACUGCCUGUAGAUUCAAACGAACAGCCACCUGUGUGACAAGCCUCCGAUGCAACCCGCCAUGCAAAGCUCGUGGCCAGUUUGCCAAAGCCAUGAGGAGGAGGUCACAGAACACUCCCGGUGGGACGGUGGAGAAGACCUUACGUCUUGUGAGGCCGUGGCUUCUGAAAGGAGCUGUGUGCCUUGUGGUUCUCAUCCUCGCAGCCCUUGUCCUGGCUCCAGCUGCGAAGGGAUGGCUCAGACGGCAGUCGGGACUCCGCAAAGCCGGCAGCUCGACGAGCACAGACAGCAUUCACGUUUGCCUGACCAGCGACAGCGCCGAUUUGCGUGCCGCCGCAGUGGCAAUCCAGUCGGCAUGGACGAAUGCGGCGAGCCCGGACAGGCUUAUCUUCCACCUCAUCACGACCACCGAGCUUGAGUCGCCUGUUGAUGUCAGCUGCUCUGAAGCCAAGGUUCAAAAUUGUGUUUCUUAG